This is a messenger RNA of Argentina anserina (silverweed cinquefoil), 1785 nucleotides long. RefSeq names its product dof zinc finger protein DOF2.4. Gene Ontology annotation, molecular function: DNA binding; DNA-binding transcription factor activity. The coding region runs from base 205 to 1347 and encodes 380 amino acids. The transcript is spliced from 2 exons. Gene Ontology annotation, biological process: regulation of DNA-templated transcription. The record is from RefSeq and is a predicted model, not a curated record. Lineage: Eukaryota; Viridiplantae; Streptophyta; Magnoliopsida; Rosales; Rosaceae.
CCUCCCUCUUCCUCCUUCUCAUCUUUCCCCUUUCUCUUUCUCUUUCUUGCUCACUCACUCUGUGUCUGCAAAUUGUUGAUGUGAUUCUCUCCACUACUAGCUAGCUGAGUAUUAUCUCCAAAAAAACAAAAACCCCAUCAACCUUUACAAAAGAGAUAAAAGAAUUAAAGGGCGCCACAAGACUACAAGAUAUAGAUCAUCACCAUGGUUUUUUCCUCCAUUCCAGCUUAUCUAGAUCCAGCCAACUGGCAACAACAACCAAGUCCUCAUCAUCAUCACCAUCACUUAUUAUCCGGAAGCAGUAGCAAUAACAACAACAACAUCAACAACUCUCAGCUCCAUUCUCUUCCACCUCCCCCGCCACCACUUCCUUCAAACCCUGGCGGUGGUGGCAGUGGACCUGGAGGUGCGGGCUCGAUCAGGCCUGGUUCCAUGGCUGAUCGAGCUCGCAUGGCUAACAUCCCCAUGCCUGAGCCAGCACUCAAAUGCCCGCGCUGUGAGUCCACCAACACCAAGUUUUGCUACUUUAACAACUACAGCCUCACGCAGCCCCGUCACUUCUGCAAGACCUGCCGACGCUACUGGACACGUGGUGGUGCACUGAGGAACGUCCCAGUUGGAGGCGGCUGCAGGAGAAACAAAAGAAGCAGCAAAGGAGGAGGAAGUAGCCGGUCUAAAUCCCCCGUCAGCAGCUCGGACCGCCCCACCGGUUCUGCUAGCUCAUCCGGUCAGGCAAUUCCCUCCAACAGUUCAACUGGAACUGUUGAUAUGAUAGCAGCCGGGUUGAGCCCUCAAAUUCCACCACUGCGUUUCAUCAACCCUUUCACUGACCAUCACUUCGGCGCCAGUGAGAAUCUCGGCAUGAACUACGGCGUGAACUACGGCGGUGGCGGAAUAGGGGACUUGGGCUUUCAGAUAGGGAGCGGUUUAGGUGGAGGAAUCACUAGUAAUCCUACCGGAUCGCUUUUCGAGCAGCAAUGGAGGUAUCAGCAGCAAACGCCGUCGUUUCCUUUCUUGAGUGGAGGUUUGGAUCCUCCUCCUGGUUUGUUUGAGGGCGGUGGAGUUGAGUUUCCGGGAUAUAAUCAAGUGCGGCCGAGGCUACUAUCAUCCGGUAGCAGGGUUGGGGUUCCUUCGCAAAUGGCUUCGGUGAAGACGGAAGAUCCUCACAAUCAGAAUCAUCAGCAACAAGAGAUGAACCUGUCGAGGCAGCUAUUGGGGAUUCAAGGAGGGAAUGAUAGUCAGUACUGGAUGAACUCCGGUGGGAAUGGGAAUGGUACUUCAACAACUGCGUGGACAGAUCUUUCCGGUUUUAGCUCUACUUCCACUGCCACCAAUCAUCCUCUAUAAUUAUAGUCUGAGGUUUUCUCGAUUCCUUGUGUGUUGCAGCUUCCAAUAUUAGCUCUAGAAAUUAACUCUAAACAAAAUUAAUGGUACUUCCACAUCCGACUCGUAGAAAGAGUACUAAGAAAUGUGAGAAUGGGGGAUGGGUUGAUGAUUUCAUCUUCAUGAUCAAUUAGAAACCCUAGAAAUGGUAGGUUUUUCAGUUAUUUUCAUUUGCAGCUUUGCUUCUACUACGCAAACUUGUUUUGUUUUUCUUUUCAUUCUCUUUUCUUUCUGAAUUUAGUUUCAAAAGGCCUUGUAUGAGCUUAAUUAGCUAGCACGGUCGCAAUACUAGUGAGUGUAUGAGUUUAUGGAAUCGAUUUGAAUGAGAAUAUCAAAUGUUUAACACAAGUAGCUAGUACUAUUCCAUGUGUUUGAUCAUGUGCUACCUGAUUCUCUGAUGAA